AUGUCAGUUUUGAAAUCCCUAACAGCGUGGAGCCCGCCUCUGGGAGACCACACCAGCGCCAAAGCUGCACACCCAGACCUCAGUGGGCGGGGCCGCGCCGACGCCGACGCCGACGCUCGCAGCGUCACUUCGGCACCGCCCUUCGUGGGGUGUCGCUCUGCCUGCUCCGGGGGAGUGAGUUGGCAGGAGGACCCAGGCUUGUGCGGGGCGGAAGUGGGCGGGGCGGGCCCGUGCGGAGCCGCCCGCGGGCGCUACCUGGCCGAGCUGGAGGCCGCGGGGGAGCGGGGCUCUGGCGGCCCCCGAGGUCCCGGGGAGCGGGCUUCAGGGCUGUCCGCGGCGGCUCCGGGGGAGCGAAGCGGCGAUGGUGCCCCGAGCCAGGCGGCACCUGGGGCCUCGGCCAUGUUCGCGGGGCUGCAGGACCUGGGUGUGGCCAAUGGCGAGGACCUGAAGGAGACCCUGACCAACUGCACCGAGCCGCUCAAGGCCAUCGAGCAGUUCCAGACAGAGAAUGGCGUGCUGCUGCCCUCCCUGCAGUCGGCACUGCCCUUCUUGGACCUGCAUGGGACGCCACGGCUGGAGUUCCACCAGUCGGUGUUUGAUGAGCUGCGGGACAAGUUGCUGGAGCGAGUGUCCGCCAUCGCUUCGGAGGGGAAGGCUGAGGAGAGGUACAAGAAGCUGGAAGACUUGCUGGAGAAGAGCUUUUCCCUGGUCAAAAUGCCAUCUCUGCAGCCAGUGGUGAUGUGCGUCAUGAAACAUCUGCCAAAGGUUCCUGAGAAGAAGCUGAAGUUGGUGAUGGCUGACAAGGAGCUGUACCGCGCCUGCGCGGUGGAGGUGAAGCGGCAGAUCUGGCAGGACAACCAGGCGCUCUUUGGAGAUGAAGUGUCCCCACUGCUGAAGCAGUACAUCCUGGAGAAGGAGAAUGCCCUGUUUAGCGCAGAGCUGUCUGUCCUGCACAACUUCUUCAGCCCUUCGCCCAAGACCAGGCGCCAGGGUGAGGUGGUGCAGAAGCUGACCCAGAUGGUAGGGAAGAACGUGAAGCUGUAUGACAUGGUGCUGCAGUUCCUGCGCACGCUCUUCCUGCGGACCCGGAAUGUGCAUUACUGUACACUGCGGGCGGAGCUGCUCAUGUCCCUGCAUGACCUCGAUGUGGGUGACAUCUGCACUGUGGACCCCUGCCACAAGUUCACAUGGUGCCUGGAUGCCUGCAUCCGAGAGCGGUUUGUGGACAGCAAGAGAGCCCGGGAACUGCAGGGAUUUCUUGAUGGUGUAAAGAAGGGGCAGGAGCAGGUUCUGGGAGACCUGUCCAUGAUCCUUUGUGACCCCUUCGCCAUUAACACGCUGUCACUGAGCACCAUCAGGCACCUGCAGGAACUGGUCAGCCAGGAGAUGCUGCCCAGGGACAGCCCCGACCUCCUGCUCCUGCUCAGGCUGCUGGCGCUGGGCCAGGGGGCGUGGGACCUCAUCGACAGCCAGGUCUUCAAGGAGCCCAAGAUGGAGGUGGAGCUCAUCACCAAGUUCCUGCCGAUGCUCAUGUCCUUUGUGGUGGAUGACCACACAUUCAAUGUGGACCAGAAGCUUCCAGCCGAGGAGAAAGCACCAGUCAUGUACCCCAACACGCUUCCUGAGAGCUUUACCAAGUUCCUGCAGGAACAGCGCAUGGCCUGCGAGGUUGGGCUGUACUACGUCCUGCACAUCACCAAGCAGAGGAACAAGAAUGCACUGCUGCGCCUGCUGCCGGGGCUGGUGGAGACCUUCGGUGACCUGGCCUUUAGUGACAUCUUCCUCCACUUGCUGACUGGGAGCCUGGCCCUACUGGCUGAUGAGUUUGCCCUGGAAGAUUUCUGCAGCAGCCUCUUUGAAGGCUUCUUCCUCACUGCCUCACCCAGGAAGGAGAAUGUGCACCGGCAUGUGCUGCGUUUGCUGCUCCACCUGCAUGCCAGGGUGGCCCCAUCCAAGCUAGAGACCCUGCAGAAGGCCCUGGAGCCUACAGGCCAGAGCGGAGAGGCUGUGAAGGAGCUCUACUCGCAGCUUGGGGAGAAACUGGAGCAGCUGGACCACAGGAAGGCCAGCCCUGCACAGGCUGCCGAGACGCCCGCGCUGGAGCUGCCCCUCCCCAGCGUGCCUGCCCCGGCGGGGCUGUAGGUCUAGGCUCCGUGGGAGCUGCGCCUCAGGGAUGCAGUCCCAGCAGCCAGGGCCCGACUCUGUCCACCUGGAGCUGGUCCUGGCCUUUGCCGCCCACCGUGGCACCUGCUCGCUGACCUGGGCCCGGCGCUCUGGCCUAGGCUGUGCGACUUUCGCUGACCUUGAGGAGAAGGAUGUGAGGAUUCAGGGAGGGUGGGUGUGGAUGCUGUACUGGCCAGAGCAGGGGCUGGGGCCACAGUGUUCACAGGCUGGAGGGGCCCUGGGCAGCAGCCUUGUGUGCACUGUCCCUGCAGCCCUGCCUCAGUUUACUCACUGACAGCUGCUUGCUCAGCUGCAGUGCGAUCCUGUGUGGGGUGGUGAAUGGGUGCAGGAAGGUCUCUUGUGUGUAAAUAAAAGACAUUUUGGUAAA
Molecule: messenger RNA, 2551 nt
Organism: Octodon degus (degu)
Lineage: Eukaryota; Metazoa; Chordata; Mammalia; Rodentia; Octodontidae
Gene: Nelfb
Product: negative elongation factor complex member B
Exons: 14
Coding region: 1-2142 (713 amino acids)
Biological process (GO): negative regulation of transcription elongation by RNA polymerase II
Cellular component (GO): NELF complex; nucleus
Source: RefSeq, a predicted model, not a curated record